UCGACUUAUGGCUUUGCAGGAAGAUAGAAAAACCAAGAAAUGGAAGAAACAGGAUGUUUGCCUAGGCAGCACCAAGCUCUGUGCCUUUCCGGGGCUAAUCAGUACUUACAGCAAAUUCAUCAUCUCCUUUGCUGAAGACGAAGCAGGGGAGCUGUAUUUCCUGGCCACCUCUUACCCAAGUGCCCACAUGCCACAUGGAUCUAUUUACAAGUUUGUUGAUCCCUCAAGGCGAGCACCUCCAGGCAAGUGCAAAUACAAGCCAGUGCCAGUGAAAACCAAGAGUAAGCGGAUCCAGUUCCGGCCACUCGCCAAGACAGUCUUGGACUUGCUAAAGAAGCAGUCAGAGAAAGCCGCUAGAAAAUCAUCUAGCCCACCCCAGGCCUCAUCUCGGAAAGGCUUCUCCAACAAGCCAGCUUCUCCCACAAGCAGCAGGAACACAUUGCGAGGGCCUGGUACGAAGAAGAAAGGCAGAGUGUGGUCCCCAGGCCCCCAGGGGGAGAGGAAGAAGAAAAGCCACAGUAACAGGAUGAGGCCAUCAGCUGGCAGAAGUCUCCCCUGACCUUUCAGGGACGUGAGUGAGGAAGAUGGCCUUGCUGGAGGGAAGCCGGGGCUCAACACUGAUCUUAGAAGUCUGGGGGUGGGGUUGGGGGCAGAGAGCUUGGUUCAGGGCCCAUGUGCUUUUCCUCUCCCCGGGAAAUGGUGCUACAUUCUGCAUAAGCGGAUGCACCCGUCUGUCUGCAGUGCUUCCGCACCUGGGGUAUCGUGUGCACCAGUCUGUGCACCUGCUUGGAAGCCCCCUGCAUGUCUCCCUUUUGCCUUGUAAACGCCAAUGACCUAAGGUAAUAAACCAACAUUUGCUGAAACUGACCCACUCACUUUGUUUGUGUGACACUGGGAAAUCUAGUGUGCUUCUCCGAGCUUGCCUGACAACCAGGCUUCACUUUCCUGCCUUCUCCAGGCCCAAGAGGAGGCCUGUGACAGGCUUCCACGGAAAGUUCUCCAAAAAUGGUCUCCUUUCCUGCAGUCCACAGCUCAGACAGGUUCACUCUGUACCUCCAAGCACCUCCUGUUUGACACUGGCAAAUAGCAUAAUAAAUUUACUGUUUUUUGAAUA
Messenger RNA from Galeopterus variegatus (Sunda flying lemur), 1114 nucleotides. RefSeq names its product HHIP-like protein 2. The record is from RefSeq and is a predicted model, not a curated record. The transcript has 4 exons. Lineage: Eukaryota; Metazoa; Chordata; Mammalia; Dermoptera; Cynocephalidae. The annotation marks the transcript as partial.